AUGGACCAUCCGCUGGCAUCCCGCCCCGCUGCCGCCAAGCAGCCGGUCAGCACGUUGACCAAGCUUCUCAGCGAGGGUUCUUCUUCGGGGGCCAUUGCGGCCAAUCCUCCGACCAUCGACUCGGCGAUCCCGGAACAUCCGGACAUGUCAUUAAAUGCCACGCCCGUCGAGUCCGGGUCCAAUAUUCCAGUCCAGAUUGAUCCGGAGCAAUCCAUCCCCACUCCGCAGACGCUCGAUGGCGUAAUUGCCCAAGAUGCCAUCUCGUUGGGCGGCUCGCCGACCGACGUGCUGAACUUAUCCUCGUCGCAGCGAGGUAAGGGCCCCGUGGUGGUGACUGGGGGUUUCGAUUCUUCUCCGCGUGAUGUUUCCAGUGGCCGCACGUUCGACAAUUCCUACUUGGGACUGAUUCCUGCCAGAGGUCCUUUGAGUGGUGUUAGUCCGCGAGUCAACAGAACCAACUCGGUUUCUCACACAUCCUUCUUCUCCACUGGUGGAUAUGGAAGUGAGAGUUUGUCUUCAUCUAUUCCAUAUGCUGUUCCAGGUGGUAGAUCCUCAUCUACCGUGGGCGCGUCUUUAGGUAAGUCUGCUGGCGCUGGAAGCUUCAGCUCCUCGAACCUUUCAAAUGCGUUGCGCAUGUCCUCCCAAACGCCGCAGGAUCAUGUUCCAAAUCUUCCAAACGGACAGCCUAUUUCGUCGAUCCACUUCCUGUCUCCUCAGGUUGGCUCACAUUCAAUCGAGCCUCGUUUUGUCAUUUCGAAACAGCGAGUUGCGCAGGCCCAGGCUCAAGCGCAGGCUCAAAACGGCUUAUCUACCAGUGCUCGCCUGGGCUCCCACUCGAGUUUGUCAUUUAUGUUCUCCUCGAAGAAGGCACCAAAACAAAACCAGUCUUCUACCGACUUAGGCCUGCUUUACAACAACGCUCAAGCCGAGCCUCAAGUCUUUGGCAUGUCUCCCUCAUCUUCGGGUCUGGGAUCCAUCGAUGUAGCUAUGCCUCCUCCCGUGGUUGGCUCUAGACACAAUUCCAUGGCUAACUUGAAGCGUUUUUUCAAAAAAUCCGGCAGCUCCCCGCUGUCGUCUGCGAUUAACAAUUUGUCUAACUCAUUACGUUCAAACAAUUUGAAUGGGUCGGUCGGAACGCCCCAAACUCCUAAUUUUAAUACCUCCUUGACAAAUCAGUCCUAUACUUCAAUGAACUCUGAAACCUCGAUUUCUCAAUCUCCCGGCGGAUAUGAUGGUUACAGUGUCAACUCCAUGAGUCGAACCCCAUCCUUCCGCACCUCAGCCGACCGUAAGGGUUCUGUUCUGGGAAUUAUCAAUCAAAAUCAACAACAAUUGCCCUUCUCAAAGAGAUACAGUAAAUAUCAAGAGAACUUGGGUGCUGGUGCUGGUGGAUCUGUUCGGUUAGUGAACAGAUUAUCAGACAAAAAGGUCUUUGCUGUCAAGGAGUUCAGAGCAAAGCACCAAAACGAAUCGAAAAGAGAGUAUGCCAAAAAAAUCACUGGUGAAUAUUGUAUUGGCUCGACUUUGAAACACCCCAACAUCAUCGAAACCGUUGAAAUCUGCUACGAAAACGAGCGCAUCUUGCAAGUUAUGGAGUACUGUGAUUUCGAUCUCUUCGCUAUUGUGAUGUCGAACCAAAUGUCUCGCGAGGAGAUCAACUGCUGCUUCAAGCAAAUUCUCACGGGUGUGAACUACUUGCACUCAAUGGGAUUGGCCCACAGAGACUUGAAACUUGAUAACUGUGUGGUAGACGCUCGGGGAGUUGUCAAGAUCAUCGACUUUGGUUCCGCUGUGGUGUUCUCGUACCCAUUCACAAAGACAUUAAUUGAGGCACACGGAAUUGUUGGAUCGGACCCAUACUUGGCGCCUGAGGUUUGUGUGUUCAACAAGUAUGAUCCGAGACCAGUCGAUGUGUGGUCUGUUGCCAUCAUCUUCUGUUGCAUGAUGUUGAAGAAGUUUCCAUGGAAGGUCCCUAAGUUGAUUGACAACAGUUUCAAAUUGUUUGCUACUCGCGAAGAUGGUGUUUCACUCAACGACAGUCUCAUUCGGGAGCCCGACAAGGACGGUGCUCUUGGAGGCAUGAGCGACUUGAAGAGUGCUAUUUUCGAGGUUGACGGCAAACCACAAGACGCCGACAUCGAGGGAAGUCCCCACACGUCCAAUGAGACCGGAGUGGGCCGGUUGUUGUGCGCAUUACCCGAAGAUUGUAGGCCGUUGAUUGGGCGCAUGGUGGAGCUUGCGCCCGCAUGCCGUAUCUCUGUUGAAGAGUGUUUUGAAGACGGGUGGCUCAAAAGCAUCCAGAUGUGUACUGUGGAUGAAAAGAUCCAUUUUGACGGCGCGGUGAAUUACCAGGUGGACAAGGGAGAGGACCACGAACAUACGACGGUGGACCAGUCGAAGGCACACAUUGCUGCCUUUGAGAAGAAAAAGAAGACGUAG
Messenger RNA from Australozyma saopauloensis, 2439 nucleotides. RefSeq names its product serine/threonine protein kinase (gene NPR1). Gene Ontology annotation, biological process: intracellular signal transduction; protein phosphorylation. Gene Ontology annotation, cellular component: cytosol. The record is from RefSeq and is a predicted model, not a curated record. The coding region runs from base 1 to 2439 and encodes 812 amino acids. Gene Ontology annotation, molecular function: protein serine/threonine kinase activity; ATP binding. NCBI's taxonomy places the organism in Eukaryota, Fungi, Ascomycota, Pichiomycetes, Serinales, Metschnikowiaceae. The transcript has a single exon.